Messenger RNA from Austrofundulus limnaeus, 2854 nucleotides. RefSeq names its product suppressor of cytokine signaling 6a (gene socs6a). The record is from RefSeq and is a predicted model, not a curated record. Gene Ontology annotation, molecular function: 1-phosphatidylinositol-3-kinase regulator activity. The transcript is spliced from 3 exons. Bases 544 to 2154 code for a protein of 536 amino acids. NCBI's taxonomy places the organism in Eukaryota, Metazoa, Chordata, Actinopteri, Cyprinodontiformes, Rivulidae. Gene Ontology annotation, biological process: intracellular signal transduction; protein ubiquitination; phosphatidylinositol phosphate biosynthetic process. Gene Ontology annotation, cellular component: phosphatidylinositol 3-kinase complex.
CCUCCACAAUUCAACAGGCAACAAAGGAAGAAAGGAAGAGGCCGAGGCAGCUACAAAGAGUUAGCCAACCUAGAUGAAAAAAAAAGUCACAUUAGUAUACKUUAGUAGUCGCCAAUACACUCCUGCGUUUAAAGGGAAGAAGCAAAUCCGCCCGUGCUAAGAGUAUUAUAUCUUUUAUUUUUGUCUUUGGAAGGCGGCGCUAACAAAGAUGCUAACAAAGCUACGCUAACGUUAGCCAACACUCGUCAAGGAGGCAAUCUWUCAAAGAACGUGUUUAUUUUUUGAAGAAGUGGUCCAGAUAAAAAGAGCUUUGAUUUAUUUUCCCCCACUAAUGCGGGUUAUAGUGUCCAGCGGCAAAUGAAAGGUGGUGGAGGUGGAAUUUGACCCAACUGAGUCACUAUUUUCCUGCAGAUAAUGGGAUUCGUGGCUCCACUGUAUGAAUGACUUGUUUCAUAUGGCCUGAUGGGAGGACAUUGUGGAUAGUGCUUUCAUCAGGACACCAGGAGAGCCACCCUAUGCCCCCGCUUUGGAGGGCCUGUCAGAAUGAAGAAGAUAAGCCUUAAGACCAUUCGCAAGUCCCUCAACAUAAAGGGCAAAGAGGAGGGUGACUUUGUAAUGCUUCAGCAGCCUAUAGUCACAACAGAGUUUUCUAAGGAGGACACACUUUUUGGGGGCUGCUAYAAUCCCAAAGAGCUUCCAGSGUGUGAUCUUGGUUGUGAAGACGAGAAAGGAUGCCAGAAUAAGAGUCGCUCAAAGAGCGAGGGCCUCAUGGGUUCGCUAAAAAGGCGGCUAUCUAACAAGCAGAAGGCAAAAGUAAAAGGUGGUUCGUCUGCGCUGUGCUCAGUGGAUGACGACGACACCUUCUCGUCUUCCUCUGUGCCCAUCAGCAAUGAAGUGAAAGCCCAGAGACCUCUCAGAUCUGCGUCUUUACGGAGUCACCAUUACAGCCCAUCUCCAUGGCCUCUGCGGUCUGUGAACUCUGACGAGGCCUGCAUCAAGAUGGAGGUAAAGGUUAAAGCCAUGGUCCACUCUCCUUGUUCAAGUCCCAGCUUAAAUGGGGUUCGGAAAGAAUUUCACACCUUCCAGAUGGAAGGCCUCUUUCAGGACCAAGCAGAGUCUUUAAAGAAUCUCCAGCAACCACAAAAYGGUGAGCUGCAUCUAAACAUUGAUGAAAAUGACGUGCCUGUGGUGCUGGGGUUAACACCCCAGGACUACAUCCAGUACACAAUGCCUUUAGAUGAAGGAAUGUACCCAGAGGGGUCUCACUCCUUCUGCUUAGACAGCCCGACUCCCAUGGAGGUGGUGACGGAGGCGGACAGCRGGUCCCUCCACACAGACCAGGGCCAGGAGGAACACGAGCUGGACAGUGGAAUGCCUUCAGACCUCUUCAUGGAAACCUCAGUUAACAGUAUUCUUCUUGGUUCUGCUGACAUGAUGCUCCAAAGCUCUCGAGUUGAAGCCCCACCUCCACUAUCUCCACUCCUCCCUCCUUUGUCAAUUAAUGGACACAUCCCUAGGACKUACUCCAGCUUCAGCUCCUCAGACAGCCAGGUCGCUGAAAGAGUGAGACACCACCUGAACUUUGAUCCAAACUCCGCUCCUGGGGUCAGCCGGGUUUAUGACUCGGUCCAGAGCAGCGGGCCGAUGGUUGUGACCAGCUUGACRGAGGAGCUUAAGAAGCUGGCGCGACAGGGCUGGUACUGGGGUCCCAUCACACGGUGGGAGGCCGAGGAAAAGCUGGUCAACCUGGCGGACGGGUCCUUCCUCGUCAGAGACAGCUCAGACGACAGGUACCUGCUCAGCCUGAGCUUCAGGUCCCAGAGCAAGACUCUCCACACCCGCAUCGAACACUCCAACGGACGAUUUAGCUUCUACGAGCAGCCCGAUGUAGAGGGACACACGUCGAUCGUUGAUCUAAUUGAACAUUCUAUUAAAGACUCGGAGAAUGGAGCUUUUUGUUACUCCAGGUCUCGCCUACCAGGGUCUGCAACUUACCCCGUCAGACUAACCAACCCAGUAUCUCGGUUUAUGCAAGUGCGCUCCCUGCAGUAUCUUUGCCGCUUUGUCAUUAGGCAAUACACAAGGAUAGACCUUAUCCAAAAUUUGCCUCUACCUAACAAGAUGAAAGAUUAUCUGCAGGAAAAGCACUACUGAGGACACAGACCGGACAGUCGUAGCAAUUUGCACUUUUGUGUUUCAGUUCGGAGAUUUAAACAAGGUUUACACACAACCACAGCUUGAGAUAAUUGGUUCUGGUAGUAUUUGAUUGAUGUCUAGAUGACUGUCAUCUUUAUUGUCCUCCAUUCCACUGCUUUCUUUGUUUCCCCACUAAUACAGGCCAACACAUUGUCUUCUGCAAAGAUGUACAGCCAAGUAAUUUUAGUUCAAUCUUCUUAAGUGCAGAUAAUAGCCACUUUGUGAUGUUUGGUUAUGAAUACAAUCCAGCUGGGCAAAUAAAGCAGAUUAUCAUAAGUGAUCUGCAAUAAAGCUGAGCAAGUUGGGAAAAAAAUCUGCUAAAUUUGAGAAAUUAAUGCGUUUUUAAUAUCUUCUGAAUUUUAUAUUGCGGAAUAUAUUUCAAGAUGAAAAAAAAUGGUUUAAAGUUUCUGCAAACUGAUCACGUUUGAACAUCUUUUGCAUAUCAUUUUUAUGGGUUUAUUUCUUUCAGCAUGAUCAAACUGCAAAGUAGGGCUCAUACUUUACAGGUAGAAUAACCGUUAAGGCUUUAUCCUACGUGUGAUAGAAGCGUUUAAUACACGGUUACAUCACAAUUUUUUUUAGUUUUUGUUUCUUUCGAACAGUGUUGAAUGUCUUUUUAUAAUGUACAAAUAUGAACAUUAAAAGACUUGUCGGUGAA